AUGCCUUCAGCAGCUCUGUAUGCGCGCUCAUUGAGAGCCUAUGCCCGCCAUGGCUCCAACCCGACUGCCGUCCUCGCCCGCGCAUUCUCUGCGACGGCACGUAGGGCAGAGAUCAACAAAGUCUACCCCUCGGCCACCGAGGCUCUCAAGGACAUGAAGUCAAACUCCACGCUUCUGUGCGGCGGUUUCGGCCUCUGUGGUGUUCCCGAUACCUUGAUCAACGAGGUUCUCAAGAAGCCCGAGAUCACCGGCCUUACUGCAGUCUCAAACAAUGCCGGCACCGACACUUCCGGCCUUGGCCAGCUGCUCAAGACCAAACAGAUCAAGAAGAUGGUUGCCAGCUACAUUGGCGAGAACAAGACCUUUGAGAAGAUGUACCUUACCGGUGAGGUCGAGCUCGAGCUCACCCCUCAGGGCACCCUCGCCGAGCGCUGCGCUGCUGGCGGCAAGGGCAUUCCCGCCUUCUACACCCCCGCCGCCUUCGGCACUGUCGUUCAGACCGGUGAACUCCCUCUCAGGAACAAGGCCGAUGGCUCCCCCGACCAAUUUUCCUACCCCAAGGACGUCAAGGUCUUCAACGGAAAGUCCUACCUCCUCGAGGAGAGCAUUGCCGGUGACUACGCUUUUGUCAAGGCCUACAAGGCUGACAAGCUCGGAAACUGCCAAUUCCGUCUCGCCGCCAACAACUUUAACGGCGCCAUGGGCCGCAACGCCAAGAUGACCAUUGUCGAGGCUGAGCACAUUGUUGAGCCUGGUGAGAUCUCCCCUGAGGCCGUCCACCUGCCCGGUAUCUAUGUCAAGCGAGUCAUCCAGAGCACCACCGAGAAGAACAUUGAGAAGUACACCUUCGCCAAGGAUGAGAACGACCCCGAUGCCAAGAAGGCGCUCGGCAGCGGCGACACUGCCGCCAAGCGUGAGCUCAUUGUCAGACGUGCCGCCAAGGAGUUCAAGAACGGCAUGUACGCCAACCUCGGCAUCGGCAUGCCGAUGCUCGCCCCGGGCUUCGUUGGCCCCGAGGUUGAGGUCCAGCUCCAGUCCGAGAACGGCAUUUUGGGUCUGGGACCCUACCCCAAGAAGGGCGAGGAAGAUGCCGACCUCAUCAACGCGGGCAAGGAGACGGUCACGCUCAAGCCCGGUGCCGCCGUCUUUGGCAGCGAGGAGAGCUUCGGCAUGAUCCGCAGUGGCCGCAUCAACCUUACUAUCCUGGGUGCCAUGCAGGUCAGCUCCACCGGUGACCUUGCGAACUGGAUGUUGCCUGGUAAGGUCAAGGGUUUCGGCGGUGCCAUGGAUCUUGUCAGCAACCCCAGCGCCACCAAGGUCGUUGUCACCAUGGAGCACACGGACAAGAAGGGCAACCCCAAGAUUGUUAAGCAGUGCGCUUUCCCUCUGACCGGCCGUGCUUGCGUGUCAAGAAUCAUCACUGAACUGGGUGUCUUCGACGUCGACUUCGCUCACGGCCUGACCCUGAUUGAGAUCGCGGACGGUGUGACGGUGGAGGAAAUUAAGAGCAAGACCGAGGCGCCAUUUACCGUCGCUGAGGAUCUGAAGCCCAUGUUGUAA
Molecule: messenger RNA, 1560 nt
Organism: Colletotrichum chrysophilum
Lineage: Eukaryota; Fungi; Ascomycota; Sordariomycetes; Glomerellales; Glomerellaceae
Exons: 3
Coding region: 1-1560 (519 amino acids)
Biological process (GO): ketone body catabolic process
Molecular function (GO): succinyl-CoA:3-oxo-acid CoA-transferase activity
Source: RefSeq, a predicted model, not a curated record